Molecule: messenger RNA, 1005 nt
Organism: Budorcas taxicolor (takin)
Lineage: Eukaryota; Metazoa; Chordata; Mammalia; Artiodactyla; Bovidae
Gene: CCNP
Product: cyclin P
Biological process (GO): regulation of cyclin-dependent protein serine/threonine kinase activity; mitotic cell cycle phase transition
Cellular component (GO): nucleus; cyclin-dependent protein kinase holoenzyme complex; cytoplasm
Molecular function (GO): cyclin-dependent protein serine/threonine kinase regulator activity
Source: RefSeq, a predicted model, not a curated record
AUGCUGGUGAGAUACAGGAGCCAGGUUCCCGCCUCUCGGCUUGGGCCUCUCUUCACUCUUGACCCAAGCCCCUCUCCCUUGCAGAGUCCAAACGCCUGCCUCGACCCAGAGCCUCAGAGCACCUCAAUUCCUGACGGCGUCCUGGCGGGCAGGAGCGUCUCCCCAGGACACCUGGAGAGGCCCCCGGGGCCUUGCGCGCCGCCGGGGCUAGAGGAGGCUCUGAGUGCGCUGGGGCUGGAGGGAGAACGUGAGUAUGCCAGGGACAUCUUCGCCGAAGUCAUGGUGUGCUGCGCGCUGCCCCGGAGGGCCCUGCCCCGCACAGUGACCCCAGAGAUGCGCGCGCUAGUGGUGGACUGGCUGGUUCAGGUGCACGAGUACCUGGGUCUGGCGGGGGACACGCUCUACCUGGCCGUGCACCUGCUUGAUUCCUACUUGAGCGCGAGCCGAGUGCGCCUACACCGCCUGCAGCUGCUGGGCAUGGCCUGCCUGUUCUUGGCGUGCAAAGUGGAAGAGUGCGUGCUUCCCGAGCCCUCCUCCCUCUGUCUCCUGGGCGCUGGCUCCUUCUCGCGGGCCGAGCUUCUGCGCGCGGAGCGCCGCAUCUUGAGCCGCUUGGAUUUCCGGCUGCACCACCCGGGCCCGCUACUUUGCCUCGGGUUGCUUGCUGCUCUGGCCCGGAGCGGCCCCCAGGUGUUGCUUCUCGCCACUUACUUCUUGGAGCUGUCUCUGCUAGAGGCCGAAGCCGCAGGGUGGGAGCCGGGUCGCCGUGCAGCUGCGGCGCUGAGCCUGGCUCACCGAGUGCUCGAGGGAGCAGGUUCCGGGCCUGAGCCGGCGCUUUACAGCCGAGCGGAGCUGGGCCCGCUCGAGCCGUGCAUGGUCCGCGCUGCGCUCCGAGGCCCCGCGCCCGGCCGCGCCGCCGUCUUCCUCAAGUACGCGCGGCCCCAGCGCCAGGGCACCAGCCUCGCCGCCGCCUGCCUGCUCCGCCACUCCCCACCGGGGCCUCCCUGA